AUGGAAGGGAGAAAUGAAACACUUGUAGACAAUGUUAUGAACCGGUCUUUGAGGUCUUCCCAUAACCAAGUGAGGAGUAAUGUUCAACUAGAAGAACAACCAAUUGCUAAGAAGAUGAAGAGCAAGGCAAACUGUCCAGCAAUGGCUCUUGAUGCCUUUUUGCAUAUAGAAGGAGUAGAAGUGGAAAGAGAAGAGGAAGAUGACUUUGAGUCAAUUGGUGAGGAUGCUAGAGCUGCUGAAAAAGAACCAGCUAACUUGACAAACUCAAAAAAUAGCUUAAAGCAUCCAGCAAUGACUCUUGAUGCUUUUUUGGGUGAUCAAGGAAUUCAUGUGAAAAGAGAAGAGGAACAUAUUGAAGUCCUAUCUACUAAGGAUGCUAGAUCUAGGCCAUCCCCAAAUAAUAGAGAAAAUGUUCAUAUCCCCUAUGAGGAAGAUUAUGUUGGUAAACAUGAAAGUGACAAUUUUGAUAUGGAAGGAGAUCAAGUUAUGGAAGAGGCUCAUGUAACAGGUGAUUCAAAGUUCAUUCUUCCAAAAUCUUCAAACCUAUGGGUGAUGACUGGUGUUCAAGGAGGAUGGAAGCGUUACAAAACAAGAAUCAAGAAAAAGCAUUUUGAACCAUAUUCUAGAAAUAUUGAGGAUAUGUUGGUGAAUCGUCUUUUGGAAAUUCCAGAAAUACAAUUUCAGAAACUAAUUGCAUAUUGGAGUAUUCCAACUAUCAAAGCCAUGUGUGCUAUAAAUUCUGAAAAUCGCAAGAAGCAGCAAUGGAGGCAUAAAAUGGGACCAAUCAAGUUUGCAAGAGUGCGUGUUGAUUUGCAUGAGAAAAAAGAGAACAAAGAGGAACCAAAUCAAGCUGAAAUGUUUGUUGCAACUCGGAAUGGACUAAAAGGGAAAACACUUGAUGUUGACACACAGGCUGUUAUUUAUCUACUUUAUGGCUGUUUUAUGGUUGUCAUGGUUGCUGUUUUAUGGCUAUCAUUGACUGCUAUUUUAUGGCUGUCAUGGUUGUUGUUUUAUGGCUGUUUUAUGGCUGCUUUAUGA
Molecule: messenger RNA, 1038 nt
Organism: Arachis stenosperma
Lineage: Eukaryota; Viridiplantae; Streptophyta; Magnoliopsida; Fabales; Fabaceae
Exons: 5
Coding region: 1-1038 (345 amino acids)
Source: RefSeq, a predicted model, not a curated record